AUGCCGGCCGCCUGGUCCGUGGAGCGGGAGGCUGCUGCCCGCCCUUCUCUGUCUUCUGAGCGCAGUGAUGUUCCUUCUGGGAACAGUCUCCGCCCUAGGCCCCUGCAUGGAGCUCUGCUAAAGUUCUACUUCAAGGUGUUUGCAGAGGAGGGCUCACUCCCGGCUCUUCCCAGGCUGACCGGCAGCGAGCCCCUGACCAUCCUCCCGCUGACCCUGGAGCCGGAAGCAGUGGCCCAGGCCCACUACAAGGCCUGCGACCGGCUGAAGCUGGAGCGCAAGCAGCGGCGCAUGUGCCGUCGGGACCCGGGCGUGGCCGAGACCCUGGUAGAGGCCGUGAGCAUGAGCGCCCUCGAGUGCCAGUACCAGUUCCGCUUCGAGCGCUGGAACUGCACCCUGGAGGGCCGCUACCGCGCCAGCCUGCUCAAGCGAGGCUUCAAGGAGACCGCCUUCCUGUACGCCAUCUCCUCGGCCGGCCUGACGCACGCGCUGGCCAAGGCCUGCAGCGCCGGGCGCAUGGAGCGCUGCACCUGCGACGAGGCGCCGGACCUGGAGAACAGGGAGGCCUGGCAGUGGGGCGGCUGCGGGGACAACCUCAAGUACAGCAGCAAGUUCGUCAAGGAGUUCCUGGGCCGGCGGUCCAGCAAGGAUCUGCGAGCGCGGGUGGACUUCCACAACAACCUCGUGGGCGUGAAGGUGAUCAAGGCCGGGGUGGAGACCACCUGCAAGUGCCACGGUGUGUCUGGCUCCUGCACCGUGCGGACCUGCUGGAGGCAGCUGGCGCCCUUCCACGAGGUGGGCAAGCACUUGAAGCACAAGUACGAGACCGCACUGAAGGUGGGCAGCACCACCAACGAGGCCACUGGCGAGGCCGCCGCCAUCUCCCCACCCCGGGGGCGGGCCCUGGGGGCGGGCGGGGGCGAUCCGCUGCCUCACACGCCCGAGCUUGUCCACCUGGACGACUCCCCCAGCUUCUGUCUGGCCGGCCGCUUCUCCCCAGGCACCGCUGGCCGCAGGUGCCACCGCGAGAAGAACUGUGAGAGUAUUUGCUGUGGCCGAGGCCACAACACACAGAGCCGGGUGGUGACGAGACCCUGCCAGUGCCAGGUGCGCUGGUGCUGCUACGUGGAGUGCAGGCAGUGCACACAGCGAGAGGAGGUCUACACCUGCAAGGGCUGAGCCCCAGCGCCGCAGCUCUGCUGCGUGGGGCGCGGGUGCGGCGCACUGUGGGAGAGGCCUAGCCUGAGAGACUGCAGUCCCCUCCAUCGGAGGUGCAGGCAGUGCACAGGGGUCUGCGCCUGCAAGGGCCGAGCCCCAGGCCUGGCCAGCUCCACGGAAUGGGUGAUGGGCGUUGCACACAGUACAAAGGGUCUCCCACCGGGAGGGCUGAGCCCCGAGGUCCGACCAGCCCUGCUUUAUGGGAUGGAGGAUUGUGCGCAGUACACAGGAUCUGUACUGCGAGGCCUGGGGGCCUCCCCGGCCCACUGGGGCCUCGGCGUGCAGCAGCCAGUCAGCUGAGUCGGCCCUGCCCCCCUCAAAGCUCAGAGGUG
Messenger RNA from Dipodomys ordii (Ord's kangaroo rat), 1547 nucleotides. RefSeq names its product wingless-type MMTV integration site family, member 9A (gene Wnt9a). The record is from RefSeq and is a predicted model, not a curated record. Gene Ontology annotation, biological process: canonical Wnt signaling pathway; neuron differentiation; multicellular organism development. Gene Ontology annotation, molecular function: frizzled binding; cytokine activity. NCBI's taxonomy places the organism in Eukaryota, Metazoa, Chordata, Mammalia, Rodentia, Heteromyidae. Gene Ontology annotation, cellular component: extracellular region. The transcript has 5 exons. Bases 1 to 1176 code for a protein of 391 amino acids.